This is a messenger RNA of Closterium sp. Naga37s-1, 2247 nucleotides long. Lineage: Eukaryota; Viridiplantae; Streptophyta; Zygnematophyceae; Desmidiales; Closteriaceae. The record is from the annotation of a GenBank genome assembly.
AUGUCACCGCGCUCUCCGCGCACUCCCCGCACUCCGCGCUCCCCGCGCGCGCCGAUAACCCCUCGCAGACGCCGGCACGAUGGCAGUUACCGACCCGGCACGCCGUCCCAUCGUCCUGGCUCUCCUUAUAAGAACGCGCCGCCAUAUUUCCUCGGCGGGCAACCCCUCGCCUCCGUGGCCGCUUCUGGGUCAUACGAUCCUGCUAACGGGGGAUCGCUUCCCGACGGAAACAGCGGCGGGUUUUGGGGAGGUGGUCCGGCGCUGAGCGCGUCCCGGCGAGCGGGGCGGCAGCAGGGAGGCGGCAGAGACGGCGGCAAGGGCGGGGCAGGGGGUUUCCUGGUGAUGAGCGAUUGGCUGACGUGUUCGUUACAGUCCCUGCUACAAUCGCGUAUGGAGCAGCUGCAUGCGUCGGAACAGGUGAGCCGGCGGCAGCUGAUGGCGGAAACUGCGGAGAUGGUUCUCAAUGUGCUCGACGCGCGUUCCUCAGACGAUGCGCUCGCGCAUCGCUCCGAAGUCUCCGCGCUGCGCCGCCUCCAACGGGAGUCGUUCAGCGACCUAUUGCACCUUCGCGACCGGCUCACGCGGCUCGAGCUCCUCGCGGACGAGUUCUCCCUCGGCCAGCACCGCGUCGCGCCCGCCGCGUUCCUCGCCGCAAACUCCGGCCGCACCGAGAUGGCUUUAAAUCUCGCGUCCCUCUGCCGGUCGUCGGACCGCCUUAGUACCGUUCUAGGAGUCGGGCCGCCGGACCCGCUAGGCCCGGCAUUAGCGCUAGGCGGCCCGGUGGUGCUGCAGAAGGCGGUGUAUCGGGCGCAGGUGGCGGAAGGGUUGGCGGUGACCGCCGCGCCGAUGGGCGCAAGCGGAGCGGACCUGGUGGGGGAAGGCUCCGUGGGGGCGGGAGUGCGCGGAGAUAGUGCAUCGGCUCAGCAGCCACGUGGCCUCACCACGUUUAGCAGCGGCACGAUCCCGCUCCUCCAAUCCAUCCGCGGGUCAGCCCUCGCGGUAACCGUCGACACGCCCGUCCCCGCGCUUUCCCCCUUCCUGCCCGCGGUCUCCCGCGCUCUUUCCGCCAUUCCGCGCGCGCUUCCUCCAUCCAUCGCCCGCGCCCUGGGCCUCCGCUCCUCGCGCCAAUCCCCGUACACCCCCCUCCGCCCCUCCUCCUCCCGCUCCGCUUCCGCGGAUCCGCCCGCGCUGUCGUUUACUGCGGGAAAGCUAGUCGCGGGGUGGGGGGUUCCGCUGGAAGAUCCUUCCGCGCUCGCCGCCGCCGCGGCGGAUACUGCGCUCUGCACCUCCGCCAUGGGGCAUCUUGCGCUCCGCUUUUCCCCCACUCUGCGCGUUUCCGCCGCCGCCGCGUCGCACUCGUGGCCCGCGCCGCCCGCGCCGUCCUUCCCCGGACUGCACUGGUCAGAAAUGGGUCCCCUGGUGCUUCCGCGACUGGGGGGAAUCUUCCGCAGCCCGCACCCGCGCGGCGGGGGCGCGAGGGGGGGAAUGCAGGUGGUGGCGGAAGCGGGGUCGACAACAGAAGGGGGAGCGAUGGGCGGAAGAUUCGGGGGAAGCGGUUUGGGCGCGGAGUCCCCGCGGAGUUGCGCCAGUGGGGGAGUGGAUAGAAUAGUAGUGGAAAGUAUGAGGGCCGGGGGCGGGGGUGGAAGCGGAGGUAUGGGUGGUAUAGGGGGAAGCGGGAACGUGCUGGAGGGCGCAGGUGACAGUAUUGAUGCCACGAGCGCAUGGCUGAUGGACAUGGGUGACUAUAACGAGAGCAGACCAGAGUCUUUUGGCGUGGCGCUGGCUUUUGAGAAGGAGCUUCAAGGGGGAACAACUGUUUCCGCGUGGGCGCAGCGGUCUAGGUGGGCGGGGGAGUAUGGGGGCGGAGUGGCGGCAGGGGGAGGUGGAAGGGGGGGAGAGGAGGCGGAAGAGGGAUUUCUGGGGAGACUGGGCGCGGAUUGGCAGUGGGCGGUGGCGGUAACGGGAAGAGCAGCAGGGGAAGAGGAGGGGGAGAGAGUACGGAAAAAGGAGAGAGGAGGGGGGGGGGGGAGGAGGGGAAGGAGGAAGAGGGGUGAGAGCGGCGAGGGUAGUUGGGUACAGGGGGGAGUGGGGAAGGGGGGCGGGGCGCGGAGGCUGUGGCAGGGGGAGGGGAGUGUUGUGGUGGACUGUGGAGGCGGAGUGGUGCUGGAGCCGGGGGUGGUGAUUGCAGGGAAUGGGGAGCUGGGCGUGCACACUGCCUUCAUGCUGCGAACCACACUCAACAUCUAG